AAGCAAAUAAUGUCUUCUUCAAACUUGUUAUUUUUCUUUCUGGCUCUACUAAUCAUCACACUCUACACCAUACCAAAUUUCGCAUCUGCUUCUUUGGAGGAAGCCAAUGCUCUUCUUAAAUGGAAAUCAAGCCUUCAAAUCCCAAAAAACUCCUUACUAUCUUCAUGGAUUCCCCUCCCUUUGAAUUCCAGUGCAUCGGUUCCAUGCACUUCUUGGUUUGGAGUAGUAUGCAAUGCUGAUGGGAGCACUCAGAAGUUGAACCUCACAUCAUCUGGAUUAAAGGGUACGCUUCAUCAAUUUUCAUUCUCUUUGCUACACAAUCUUACGCAUUUUAAUCUCAGUCUGAACAACUUCUAUGGCCCCAUCCCAUCAGAAAUCCAACUUUUGUCCAAACUUAUCCAUCUUGAUUUUUCUGAGAAUAAUUUUUCUGGAGUAAUCCCACCUGAAAUAGGAACCCUGCACCAGCUAACCAUCUUGUACCUAUAUUCAAACAAUAUAUCUGGUUCAAUUCCUUCAUCCUUGGGCAAUUUGAAGUAUCUCAGUGAACUUUUCAUGAGCCACAAUCAACUUAGUGGUUCUAUUCCUUUAUCUCUAGCAAAGCUGAGUAACCUACAGAUUCUGUACCUAGGUGUGAAUAAAUUAUCUGGUUCCAUUCCUAUUGAACUUGGGAAUUUUAAGUCUCUCACUAAGCUUGGUCUGAGCUCCAAUCAACUUACUGGUUCUAUUCCUUCAUCAUUGGGUAAUUUGACAUCUUUGAAUCUCCUUUAUUUGCACACCAAUCAGCUCUCUGGUCCCAUUCCUGUUGACCUUGGGAAUUCGAAGUCUCUCACUGAUCUUGCUGUGAAUGAGAAUCAACUUAAUGGCUCUAUUCCUUCAUCAUUGGGUAAUUUGACAUCUUUGAAUCUCCUUUAUUUGCACACCAAUCAACUCUCUGGUCCCAUUCCUUUUGAACUUGGGAAUUUGAAGUCUCUCACUAAUCUUGGUCUGAGUAACAAUCAACUUAGUGGUUCAAUUCCUUCAUCAUUGGGUAAUUUGACAUCUUUGAAUCUCCUUUAUUUGCACACCAAUCAGCUCUCUGGUCCCAUUCCUGUUGACCUUGGGAAUUCGAAGUCUCUCACUGAUCUUGCUGUGAAUGAGAAUCAACUUAAUGGCUCUAUUCCUUCAUCAUUGGGUAAUUUGACAUCUUUGAAUGUCCUUUAUUUGCACACCAAUCAGCUCUCUGGUCCCAUUCCUGUUGACCUUGGGAAUUCGAAGUCUCUCACUGAUCUUGCUGUGAAUGAGAAUCAACUUAAUGGCUCUAUUCCUUCAUCAUUGGGUAAUUUGACAUCUUUGAAUCUCCUUUAUUUGCACACCAAUCAGCUCUCUGGUCCCAUUCCUGUUGACCUUGGGAAUUCGAAGUCUCUCACUGAUCUUGCUGUGAAUGAGAAUCAACUUAAUGGCUCUAUUCCUUCAUCAUUGGGUAAUUUGACAUCUUUGAAUCUCCUUUAUUUGCACACCAAUCAACUCUCUGGUCCCAUUCCUGUUGAACUUGGGAAUUUGAAGUCCCUUAAUAAGCUUAAUGUGGGCGACAAUCAACUUAGUGGUUCUAUUCCUUCAUCACUAGCAAACCUCAGCAACAUACAGUGGCUGAACCUUGGUGGUAAUAAAUUAUCUGGUCCCAUUCCUAGUGAACUUGGGAAGUUGAAGUCUCUCACUCAUCUUUCGGUGAGCAGAAAUCAGAAUAAUGGUUUUAUUCCAUCAUCAUUUGGUGAUUUGACAUUUUUAAAUUUUCUUUAUAUACAUCACAAUGAGCUUGUUGGUCCUAUUCCUAGUGAACUUGGGAAGUUGAAGUCCCUCACUGAUUUUAAGGUGAACAACAAUAAAAUUAGUGGUUCUAUUCCAUCAGAGUUUGGCAAUUUAACUCAACUACAAAGACUUGAUUUGUCUUCGAAUCAUUUGGUUGAUGAGAUCCCAAAGGAGUUUGGGAAGAUGAAAAAUAUGUUGGAAGUGUACUUGGCAGGCAACCAUCUUUCAGGUGUUAUACCUCUAGAGCUUGGAUUUUGUGAACUCCUUGAAGUACUCGAUCUAUCCAAAAACAGAUUGAAUGGGUCGAUUCCAACAAGUAUCGGUCAAUGGGAACACAUCCACUACUUGAAUCUUAGUAAUAACAAGCUCAGUGAGAAAAUUCCAUCCGAGAUUGGUAAAUUAGUUCAUCUUACAGACCUUGAUUUAUCUCAGAAUUUUCUCACAAAAGAGAUACCAGCUGAAGUUCAAAGUUUGCAGAGUUUGCAAAAUUUGGAUUUUUCUCACAAUAGACUGUCUGGUUCUAUUCCUGAUGCUUUUGUAAAUUUGCCUCGUGGUAUUGAUAUCAACCUUUCUUUCAAUAAGCUCUCAGGUCCAGUCCCCCUUUCAGCUAACUUUGUGAAUGCGUCCAUAGAAAGCAAUCCAAAUUUGUGUGGGAAUAUUACGGGAUUGAAACUUUGUCCAAGUCAGAUUAUGAAGAAGAAAAAUGAUCCCUUUCAUCACAAGCUCAUCCUUGUAAUUACGCUUCCUCUUAUCGGGGCUGUUUUACUUGGUGUAUUCAUGUAUUGCCUCAUUUCUUAUCAACAACAAAAGAAAAAGUCUCCACAAAAACCAACGGACAAGGAAAGUGGCAAUUAUUUCUCUAUUACAAGUUUCCAUGGAAAAGUAGUGUAUGCUGAAAUCUUGAAGGCAACAAAUGAUUUCGAUGAAGCAUACUGCAUUGGGACCGGAGGAUAUGGGACUGUGUACAAAGCCGAGCUACAACCUGACAAUGCGGUAGCUGUCAAGAAACUUCACUCAUCAUCUGAGAAUGUUGACCAUAAUGGAUUCCUUAAUGAGGUACGAGCAUUAACGAACAUAAGGCAUCGAAACAUAGUGAAACUAUAUGGAUAUUGCUCCCAUGUUAGCCACUCAUUUUUGAUUUAUGAAUACCUUGAAAAUGGAAGCCUUGGAUCAAUCUUAAGAAGCGAUGUCUUAGCAAAAGAAUUGGAUUGGUUGAAAAGAGUAAAUAUUGUAAAGGGCUUAGCUAAUGGUUUGGCUUAUAUGCAUCACGACUGCUCACCUCCUAUAAUUCAUAGAGACAUUUCUAUUGCCAACAUCCUUCUUGAUUCUGAUUGUGAGGCACAUAUUUCUGAUUUUGGCACAUCCAAGCUUUUGAAACUCGAUUCAUCCAACUGGACCGCAAUUGCAGGCACCUAUGGUUAUAUCGCACCAGAGCUUGCUUAUACGAUGGUGGCAAAUGAGAAAUGCGAUGUUUAUAGCUUUGGAGUUGUUGCAAUAGAAGUGAUAAUGGGAAAGCAUCCCGGAGAUCUCAUAACAUCUUUUCCAACAUUGUCUGCUGAUUAUCUGGUGCCAGCAACCGUGGGAGAUAGUCGGAUACCUCCUCCCUCAUCAUAAGUUGAGAAACAAGUGAAGUUGGUUUUGAGUCUCUCAAGAGCAUGUUUGAACUCCAAUCCACAUGAAAGACCAACAAUGCAACAAGUUUCAAAUCUGUUAAUGAAGGAUCAGCUUUGAAUUGACAUCUCUUGGGCUGAUUGAAAUAGUGUACUUUCAGUGUUCUUUUUAC
This is a messenger RNA of Lactuca sativa (garden lettuce), 3568 nucleotides long. RefSeq lists its product as uncharacterized. NCBI's taxonomy places the organism in Eukaryota, Viridiplantae, Streptophyta, Magnoliopsida, Asterales, Asteraceae. The record is from RefSeq and is a predicted model, not a curated record. Gene Ontology annotation, biological process: protein phosphorylation. Gene Ontology annotation, molecular function: protein binding; ATP binding; protein kinase activity.